CUGUUAGCUUAACAAAAUGAAUUGGUGGGACCGCUUGACAACUGCAGAUCCUCCAAUUUCAACACGUAAAAUAAACCCUGAGCCAUCAAAACUUUCUGAUCUGGACGGUGAAACUCGAAGUUUGGUUGAAAAAAUGAUGUAUGAUCAACGUCAAAAAGAGCUGGGUCUCCCAACAAGUGAAGAUAAAAAGAAAAUGGAGAUAUUAGAGAAAUUUAAAAUGCAACAUCCCGAGAUGGACUUCUCAAAUUGCAAAUUCAACUGAAAUGAUGUUACACAUAUUUAUCGUACAUGUACCGUAAUAAACAGAUUAUCUACAAAUGUA
Rhagoletis zephyria (snowberry fruit fly) is the source of this 322-nucleotide messenger RNA. RefSeq names its product nuclear migration protein nudC-like. The record is from RefSeq and is a predicted model, not a curated record. NCBI's taxonomy places the organism in Eukaryota, Metazoa, Arthropoda, Insecta, Diptera, Tephritidae. Gene Ontology annotation, cellular component: cytoplasm. Gene Ontology annotation, biological process: protein folding.